UGGGGAGAUACCUCUUUAUGGCUGCAGUGUCCAUCAGAGGCAGCUAGAGCUCAAGAGAUGAGGUCAUCAGGGCAGAGUCUCCAGAUCAUCAUGCAUGGCCUCUGGGUUUGAAUUUUAUCUUGAGACAAUUGGAGAGUGAUAGAACCAUAUUUUGCAUAAUAGAAGGAAUCUUUAGGCUGCAGUGUGAGACUGGAUUGAAGAAGCCUGUACUUAGGUAGUUUCAGUAGGAUAGGAUGGAGAGGUGCUUGAAAAAUAAAACCACCAGAACUUUGUUAUUGAUAAUGUGAGCAAUUUCAGAGGCAAAUAGGAAAUCAGGCUUCUGAGUUGAGCAGCUGGUGGGGAAUGGUCACCCCCCUUCAGCUGGGGGUCCAUUCGCUGAGAGACGGCAGGAGUUGUUGGAUCGUUGCUGCAAAGCCAUAAACUGCAUCGUUGGAACCGUUGAUAUUUUGCCGUCUGUAGUGCCUGUUGGUGGACUGUGCUGAUAUUCAACUAGAGUCUAAAGGGGACUGGCUUCCUGCUGGUGACAGAUAUUGCAAGCUGUAGUACCCUUGAACGUGAUGACAGCCAUCUCCCCAGACCCUCAAACUCUGGCCUCAAGUGAACAAAACAAGGUCCUAAGAAUGGAGACUCCCGGGAAUCCAGAAGCUGUCCUAAGAGGAGACACUGCUGACCCAGAGUCUUUCAGACAGAGGUUCAGGUGGUUUUGUUACUCAGAAGUGGCUGGACCCAGGAAAGCCCUGAAUCAACUCUGGGAGCUCUGCAUUCAGUGGCUGAGACCAGACAUCCACACGAAAGAACAAAUUUUAGAGCUUUUGGUGUUUGAGCAAUUCCUGACCAUUUUGCCUGGGGAGAUCAGGAUUUGGGUAAAGUCACAGCAUCCUGAGAGUAGUGAGGAAGUGGUGACCCUAAUAGAGGAUUUGACUCAAAUGCUUGAAGAAAAGGAAGAUCCAGUGUCUCAAGAUUCUCUUAAUUCCCAAGAAGAGAACCGUGAAGAAGAUAAAACAGUUUCUGUCCCUCCAAAUACUGAGUCCUGGGAAUCCAUGACAUUGAAGGAUGUGGCUGUGAACUUUUCCAGAGGAGAGUGGAGGAAGCUGGAGCCUUUUCAGAAGGAGCUGUAUAAGGAAGUGCUGCUGGAGAACUGUAGGAACCUAGAGUUUGUGGGCUUUCCAGUUUCCAAAUUAGAUUUGAUUUCCCAGCUAACGUGGGCUGAACUACCAUGGUUGCUGCAAAAAGAAGUCUUAAAAGGCUCCAGAUCAGAGUGUAAACCUAGAGGUGAAUUGAAGGAAUCUGUUCGAAAUCAAGAUGUUCUUAUGGAAGAAUCAACUUUAGAUAAAAUAAUAGAAAGAUACCUAACGGGUGGUGAUUAUGGCUUGAUGGGAGAAUCCUCGAGACGUUAUGGCAGAUUAGAGGAGGAUCGUAGCAGUAAGGAAUAUUCGCAAGUAGCAGUCACACAAAGGAAAACUCACGGGAGAGGCAAAAAGGGUGAGGAAUUUGACCCAGAAAAGAGCUCCUAUGGAAGUAGUUUCAAGCAAACUUCAGACAUAAUUAAACAUCUGAGAGUCUACUUAAGGAAGAAAUCUCGGAGGUAUAAUGAAUGCAAGAAGCCCUUCAGUUUUCAUUCAGACCUUAUUCAGAACCGCAAAGAACACAAUGGAGAAAAGCCACGGAAGUGUAAUGAAGUCAGGAAAGUCUUAAGUCAUUCUUCAUCUCUUACUGAACAUCAGAAACAUCAGAAAAUUCAUUUGGGGGAUAAGUCCCAGAAGUGCAGUAACUGUGGGGUAGCCUUUAUUCAAAGGUCCUCCCUUAGUAGGAAAAAACACUCUACGUGUGAAAAAUGUCGGAAAGAUUUAUGUCAAGACACCACCUUGAAUAAAGAUGAGGGAACUGAGACUGAAGAAAAAACCCAUAAAUGUAGCAAAUGUGGAAAAGCCUUUGGCUACAGUGCCUCACUGACCAAACACAGGAGAAUUCACACUGGGGAGAAACCCUACAUGUGCAAUGAAUGUGGAAAAGCUUUCAGUGACAGCUCAUCACUCACACCACAUCAUAGAACUCAUAGUGGAGAGAAACCCUACAAAUGUGAUGAUUGUGGAAAAGCUUUCACGCUGAGUGCCCAUCUCAUUAAACAUCAGAGAGUUCAUACUGGAGAAAAACCGUAUAAAUGUAAAGAUUGUGGGAGACCCUUUAGUGACAGUUCAUCUCUUAUUCAACAUCAGCGAAUUCAUACUGGAGAGAAACCCUACACAUGUAAUAACUGUGGAAAAUCCUUCAGUCAUAGCUCAUCCCUUUCCAAACAUCAGAGAAUUCAUACUGGAGAGAAACCCUAUAAAUGUGGUGAGUGUGGAAAAGCCUUUAGACAGAAUUCUUGCCUUACCAGACAUCAGAGAAUUCACACUGGAGAAAAACCAUAUUUGUGUAAUGAUUGUGGGAUGACUUUCAGCCAUUUUACAUCUGUCAUAUAUCAUCAGAGACUUCAUUCAGGAGAAAAACCCUACAAAUGUAACCAGUGUGAGAAAGCCUUCCCUACCCAUUCACUCCUUAGUCGUCAUCAGAGAAUUCAUACUGGUGUAAAACCUUAUAAAUGUAAAGAAUGUGGCAAAUCCUUCAGUCAGAGUUCAUCUCUUAAUGAGCAUCAUCGUAUUCACACUGGAGAGAAACCCUAUGAAUGUAACUAUUGUGGAGCGACCUUUAGUCGAAGCUCAAUCCUUGUGGAACACCUGAAAAUUCAUACUGGAAGGAGAGAAUAUGAAUGUAAUGAGUGUGAGAAGACAUUUAAAAGUAAUUCAGGCCUCAUCAGACAUCGGGGAUUUCAUUCUGGAGAGUAAUUCUUGGAAGAUAGUAGGGUGGGGGGAAACUUAGUCAAAAUGGUCCCUUGUUAAAAAUCUGGGAUGUAAACUACCACAGCAUUAAUUAGUAGCUGCGACUUGGAUGGGUUGGCAGCUAGGAAAAAUAUACUUUUUCCCAUUCACCCCUCUUUCAAGGAUGUCAACUUUUAGUAGAUGGUCGUUAGGGUUGAUGAAGUCAUGUGGAAAGUGAAGAAAGUAGUAUGAGAUGAGAAAUGAUUCUGAAAGGCCAAAUGUGAAUUUAAAAAGCAGGGGAGGGGUGCACGGGACCCACCUUAUAACCUCUUUUCUUCAGAUUUCCCUCCCUUCUAGCCUCCUCUUCCACUGCCAUGUAGUGUAAUAGAAAGAGAGCUUGACCUGGGUCAGAUAGCCUAGGUUCUGUCCCAAUUUGCUGACCCACUAGCUUUGUAACCUUGGGCAAAUCAUUUGACCUUGCUGAAUUUUAGUUUCUUUACUGGUAGAAUGAAGGGGUGGGGCUAAUGAUUUUUGAGUUUUGUUUUUUUUUUUUUUUUUUUUGUACCUCUGAUAUUUUCUGAAGCUGUGGGAAUAAGUUAAACCUUUUCAUUGGAAUUUUCAAGUUUCUCUAGUAGAAAAUUACUCAUUUAGGAUACUGAAUGCUUAGAAUGCAGUAUGUUUUUGGAAUAUUUGACACCGGAAUUACUAGAAUGUUAUAAACAGAAACAAGUCAGCGAAGCCCAAACAAGUUUGCCUUCAGGGAACGUUUUAAUUGGACAAAGCAUCCCAGCCUGUUUUUCCUCUGGGCAUUGGCUGAGGGAUUGAGAAUCUCGAAGGCGUGCACCUGAGCCAUCUCAGCCAUGGGAGUAACUGUCCUAGGAAAACAGAUUGGGGGUUGUGGGAGGUUGGGAGGAAAUGAGUGCUGAAAACAGAGCUAUUCUGGACAGAUUGCCUUUUGCAAAAUAGAAUUCUAUUUUUAAAAAUUUUGCCUUUACUAAGUACAGCUUCCUGUAGUCGGAGUGUAAACAUUCUGUAUGACAAAGGUCACAAGCUAAGAUUGGGCUCCUUGACGUGUUUUCAUUGGUCUGCACAGGAAGGUGUGUGUGCUUGUGUGUGUGUAUGUAUGUAUGUAUGUAAUUGUGUGUGGAGUUAGUUGCCACCAUUUAAAAACUGGAUUUCACCCAAAAAAACAAAAAGGCUUGUCUUGAAAAAUACAAAGGCUGACAACACUGGCCCAUAUUUUGAUGGCGCAGUAGCUGGUUGUGGUAGCAGUGGCUACCUUUAGAUGGGGAAUCUACUCUUCUACUUGCCAAGUUCUCUCGCUUAUAUAAUGUGACUUGCCCGCUGUAGGAAUUUGGUAUGAUCCCCUACCAUCUGGAGAAGAUGUAUCCUAAACUCUCAAGAGGCUGCAUUGAUAGUGAGAUUCAGGAAAAGAAUGUAGAAAUGAUACAGAAUAAAUGUUCAGUUAAGUUUUCUCUUGUGAAAUUAGACCUUAAAGGAAUCGAGUAUACAGAAUUUAGUGGAUUAUUCCUUACAAAUUUCAUUGGUGGAGUCGAAUAAUAACUUCUAACUGUGAACAAGGAACUAAAAAGCCGAAGUCCGUUAGGUUUGGGUCUCAGGUGAUAGGGUUCUGGAGGAGCCCCACUGACUAAAUGAGGGUAUAAAGUUCCUAAAGUUGACAUUUGAGGCCGCUCCUAUAAAAAGAGAAUGAAACCAGAAGACUCACGGCUUAUCGAAGUGAGAAGAUACUUAAUGCUCAUCUGAGACUCGGCAAUAUCUGCUAUGACUUAAUGGGUUUAGGUUUUCAGUGCUACCUCUGGAUAAUAUUUUUAUUAUUUCUUUCUUGUGCCUUCACUUCCCCCAAAUCCUGUAGUUCAGAUGUUGCUGUGUGAUAAACUGAUUUGCACAGUUAUUGCUAAAUGGACCAACCAGGGAAAUUUUAGCCAUGGAAGGAAUAUGGCUUAUGAGAACCAUUUACCCUGGUUUAAGUUUUUUUCUGAAAAGACGUAAACCUUGGUUUGUUUCUUUUGAAAAGAUACAAUUUAUAGAAAUUAAAUAUGUAAAAAUUCUUGAAAAGAGGCUUGUUCCAGGAUGUUUACUAGUUAUAUUUCCUAAUUCAUAAGAGGAUGUUUUAUACCAAUAUCAGUUGGGAAUCUGGAACAUAAACUUUUUUUUUUUUUAACAACUCUCUUGAGGUAUAAACUACAUAUCGUAAAAAUCAUUUCAAGUGUACAGUUCAAUAAGUUUUAGCAAAUUCAUUGAGUUGUGCAAUCAUCACCGUUAUUUAGAACAUUUUAUCACCUCAGUAGGAUCAUUCAUGUUCAUUUA
Diceros bicornis minor is the source of this 5126-nucleotide messenger RNA. It is a transcript of the gene ZNF483, whose product is annotated as zinc finger protein 483. The coding region runs from base 558 to 2825 and encodes 755 amino acids. The transcript has 6 exons. Lineage: Eukaryota; Metazoa; Chordata; Mammalia; Perissodactyla; Rhinocerotidae. The record is from RefSeq and is a predicted model, not a curated record. Gene Ontology annotation, biological process: regulation of DNA-templated transcription.